AUGGCGUCUGCUAAUCUAAGAGCAGAGCUGGAAUGUCCUAUCUGUCUGAACAUUUAUACAGAUCCUGUAAUGCUGGGAUGUGGACACAACUACUGCCGGGGCUGUAUUGAUCGUGUGCUGGAUACCCAGGAAGGGUCUGGAGGUUAUUCCUGUCCUGAAUGCAGAGAGAAGUUCCAGGAGCGGCCUGCACUGCAGAAAAACAGGAAACUACGUAACAUAGUGGAGAAUUUCCUAUCCACACAACCAGAGCCAGAGGAGUCCGGAGUCUUCUGUACGUACUGUAUUCACGCUCCUGUACCUGCUGUUAAAUCCUGUCUGCACUGUGAAGCUUCUCUGUGUAUUAACCACCUGAAAGUUCACAGCAAGUCACCUGAACACAUCUUAUCUGAUCCC
Molecule: messenger RNA, 393 nt
Organism: Staurois parvus
Lineage: Eukaryota; Metazoa; Chordata; Amphibia; Anura; Ranidae
Source: the annotation of a GenBank genome assembly